AUGCGAGAUAAUCAUCUAUUUAGAUGGUUUUAUAUUUUAUUUAUUAUUUCAUUUUUAUUUUCAUCAUGCACCGAUGGUAAAGGAUUUGGUGGUGGACGAGGUGGAGGUGGCAGAGGUGGAGGUUCUCGAGGUGGAGGAUCUUGGGGAGGUUCAAAAGGUUCAGGAACAUAUGGUGGAUCAUCAGGUUAUAGUAAUGUGAAUAAAGGUCGUUCCGGAAGUAGAUUUAAAAGUAAUGCUAUGAGUUUUGGUGCUGGAGCAUUAGGUGGUAUAGCAGCAUAUUCUUUAAUGAGAUCGAUGUCACAUUCAUAUCAUGGAGGACCUGGAUAUUACGAACCGGGUUAUGGAACUGGAGAAACAUGUGUAAAUAAUGAAGAUAUGAAUGGUACACGAUUUGGACAAUUUCGUUGUCCAUUGAAUGGAUUUCCAAGAGAAGCCAAAUAUUGUUGUGGUGAAUAUGGAAAACAAUAUUGUUGUAUUCGUGAAGAUAAUAGUGGUCCGUUUCGUGGUGCUUCGAAUUUUGGUUGGAUACUUCUUCUUAUAAUAAUAGUCGUUAUUGUCAUUGUUCUUUUUACAAGACGUAAUCGACAACGACGAAAAGAUGAUGUAAUGGUUCCAACGGAACCACCAAUUGAGGAACAACAAGGACCACCUUUUUAUCAUCCGCCACCGCCACCCAUGGGUUAUCCACCACCACCAACUGGAAAUCCAUAUGCAGUUCCACCACAAAAUUAUGAUGGAAAUUAUCCUUCUUAUCCACAACAAUAUCAAACGCCUUAUCCACCUCAACAGCAAAUGCAAUAUCCACCUCAACAGCAAAUGCAAUAUCCACCUCAACACCAAAUGCAAUAUUCACCUCAACAGCAAAUACAAUAUCCACCUCAACAACAAUCACAUAAUCCGUAUUUCGCAAAAGAAGGUGGCCCACCAGCAUAUGACGAUGCAUUACGUAACAAUCAGGGAGCAUCUUCAACAAAACCCUCAUAA
Molecule: messenger RNA, 984 nt
Organism: Rotaria sordida
Lineage: Eukaryota; Metazoa; Rotifera; Eurotatoria; Philodinida; Philodinidae
Source: the annotation of a GenBank genome assembly